AUGUCGAAAUCGUUUGACGACUUCAUCAAACAACAACAGCUGGCGCAACAGAAGCCGCGGGGGUUUGGUUACCAGUACGGCUACAAUGGUGGCAGUCCUGGCUACCAAUACCUGGGGCAAACCUUCGUGCCUCAAGGCCAAUAUGAUAUCAACCAAAUGGGCCAAGGGUCGCAAUACAACUCUCAGCAAUCGCUGUACGUCAACACCCCUGCUGAAUCGCGGCUGAACACCCCGGGCCCGGGUGAUCUGACGCUGCUGUUGGCGCUGACGAUGCUGAAGCUCAAGCUCGACGUCCCGUUCCAGGAAGAAUUGGAGGAGAUCUUCAACGCCACCAAGAUCGGUGACGUCAAGAAGCCCGUGGAACUGAUUGUCAACCAUACUGAAAGCCACGGCCUCCAAGUAUUGGAAACCUGGAAGUUCACCGACGUGCUCAAGGCGUUGUUCAAGCUGAAGAACCCUGUAGUCAGAGAACUGGGGCUUUUACUCAUCCAACAACUUGCCCGUAAGUUUGGUGGCGCCACCCCGCAAGAAGCUCACCUUGUGCCGUUGCUCGGUAGCGCUUUGGACAUGUUCGCCGAUAAGGACAAGAACGUCGUCAAGGCGGCUAAGCAAGCCGUGGACUCGUUGUACGGGGUGUUCCCCAUUGAAGCCUUGGCUACGGUUGUCAUUGACGCCGUGCUCAGUUUCUUGGGUGGUCUGGCCAAGUGGAACCUGAAGCUCGCUGCUCUCGAUGUCAUUGACCGCUUGGUGGAAGAUGUCCCCGCCGACUUGUUGGAAAUGCAAUUCAUCCACGCCGUCCCCGUUCUUACUGACUUGGCUACUGACUUCAAGCCUGAAUUGGCCAAGCACGGGUUGAAGCUGACCAAACAAUUUGUCAAGGUGUUGGACAAUUUGGACUUGGUUAACAAGUAUGACAUCAUCGUGGAAACCUUGGCCAACCCGCUGAAGAUUCCCGAGUGCAUCAAGAACUUGUCGCUGGUGACGUUCGUCGCCGAAAUGACCGAACCGGCAUUGUCGUUGUUGACUCCCAUCUUGGAAAAGUCGCUCAAGAUGUCUCUGAGUUCCAACGAUCAAUUGCGUCAAACGGUGAUGGUGACGGAAAACUUGACUCGUUUGGUCAACAACAAGCGGGAAAUCGAACCGUUCAUUGGUAUCCUCAUGCCCGGUGUGGAGAAGGUGGUUAACCAUGCCUCGCUUCCCGAAGUGAGAGACCUUGCCGAAAAGGCGCUUGCGGUGCUUAAGGAAGCUGAAGCUGCUGAAGGCACUUUUGCUGGUCGUAUCUCGGUUGACGAAGCUCGUGAAUACGUCCCUCUGGGCCACGACGAAGCCGAAUCGCGCUACUUGGCCACCAUCAUCGCUGCUGACGCUAACGUCAACGACUGGACUCGUCUCACUGAAUACCUUCAACUUGUUGGUGUUGAUGCCGACACCGUGCUGCUGACUAUCGCCAAGCUCAGAGCUAAGUUCAACUUGGUGGUGGAACAGGAAGAAUUGGGUGAGAACGAAGUGGAAAUCGUCAACACUGACUUCUCGCUUGCCUACGGUACGCGGAUGCUUUUGAACAAGACCACGUUGAGACUUCUUAAGGGUCACCGGUACGGUCUCUGUGGUCGUAACGGUGCGGGUAAGUCCACUCUUAUGAGAGCUAUCCUGAAGGGUCAACUUGAAGGGUUCCCUGCUCCUGACGAACUUAAGACCUGCUUUGUUGAACACAAGUUGCAAGGGCUGGAAGCCGACAUGGACUUGGUGCUGUUCAUCGCGCUGGACCCCGAACUUCAAGGGCUGACUCAAGACGAGAUCCGUCAGGCUCUCUUGGACGUUGGUUUCCCUGAAGACCGUUUGACCAACAACGUCGGGUCGCUUUCCGGUGGUUGGAAGAUGAAGCUUGAACUCGCCAGAGCGAUGUUGUUGCAAGCCGACAUCCUCUUGUUGGAUGAACCCACUAACCACUUGGAUGUCAACAACGUCAAGUGGUUGCAAGACUACCUCACCACCCACACCGACAUCACCUCGCUUAUUGUGUCGCACGACUCGGGGUUCUUGGACGCCGUGUGUACCGAUAUCAUCCAUUACGAAAACAAGAAGUUGGCGUACUACAAGGGUAACUUGCUGGAGUUCGUCAAGAUCAAGCCCGAAGGUAAGGCUUACUACACCCUUACCGACUCUAACGUGCAAAUGCACUUCCCGCUGCCCGGUUUGCUUGUGGGUGUCAAGCUGAACACGCGGCUGGUGGCGCGGAUGAACGACGUCACCUUCACUUACCCGGGGGCGGCGAAGCCCUCGCUUAAGAACGUGCUGUGUCUGCUUUCGUUGUCGCUGAGAGUGGCGGUGUUGGGUCCCAACGGUGCGGGUAAGUCGACCCUCAUCAAGCUUUUGACAGGUGAAACCAUUCCCGACCUGGGUACGGUGGAAAAGCACCCUAACUUGCGUAUCGGUUACAUUGCUCAACACGCUUUGGAACACGUCGAACAACACAAGGAAAAGACCGCUAACCAAUACUUGCAAUGGCGUUACCAAUUCGGUGAUGACCGGGAAGUGUUGCUUAAGCAGCUGCGGAAGAUCUCCGAAGAAGAAAAGGAACAAAUGGCGAAGGAAAUCGACAUUGCCGACGGCAGGGGGCCUCGUCAAAUCGAAGCGAUUGUCGGUAGACAAAAGCUCAAGAAGUCGUUCCAAUACGAAGUCAAGUGGAAGUUCUGGUUGCCCAAGUACAACUCGUGGGUGCCGCGGGACUUGUUGGUGGAACACGGCUUUGAAAAGUUGGUGCAAAAGUUCGAUGACCACGAAGCCCUGAGAGAAGGGUUGGGUUACCGGGAAUUGGUGCCGCUGGUGAUUCGUAAGCACUUCGAAGAUGUUGGUUUGGACGGUGACAUUGCUGACCACACUCCCAUGGGGCUGCUUUCUGGUGGUCAACUUGUUAAGGUGGUGAUUGCCGGGUGCACUUGGCAAAAGCCUCACGUGAUGGUGCUUGACGAACCUACUAACUACUUGGACAGAGACUCCUUGGGUGGGCUUGCCAUGGCUAUCCGUGAGUUCAAGGGGGGUGUGGUGUUGAUUUCGCACAACUCGGAAUUCUCGUCGGCGCUUUGCCCCGAACAAUGGCACAUUGAGAACGGUGAGUUGGUGCUGAAGGGUCACGUCGAAGUGGCGGCGGAUGCGUUUGAAGACGGUGGUAACAGUGAACAGGCGGCCGCGGCCGCCGCUGCCGCUGCCGCUGCUGCCACCAAGACCGAUGAUGCUUCUCCUGCUAACAUCAAGGUGAAGCAACGGAAGAAGAAGAUGACCCGUAACGAAAAGAAGGCUCAAGCCGAACGCAGACGUCUCAGAUACAUCGACUGGUUGAACCUGCCUAAGGGUACCCCCAAGCCCGUCGACACUGACGACGAAGACGAGUAG
Molecule: messenger RNA, 3393 nt
Organism: Diutina rugosa
Lineage: Eukaryota; Fungi; Ascomycota; Pichiomycetes; Serinales; Debaryomycetaceae
Gene: ELF1
Product: Elf1p
Exons: 1
Coding region: 1-3393 (1130 amino acids)
Molecular function (GO): ATP binding; ATP hydrolysis activity
Source: RefSeq, a predicted model, not a curated record